AUGCCAAGUAUAAAUAGCCUCUUCCAAGAAGGUGUGGUCCAUGACCAGUCCAGUAUUAGUGAGCAGGCUGUAGUUGUCUAUAUAAGCUCAGGAGUUGAUGACGAUUCAUGGCUUCAACAGUGGUUUAGACCAGGCAACCUCAGCAGCCUGGAACGUGAAAACAUAGUGUGGGUGAAGCUGGUAAAUAACACCAAAGAGUGCUUUCUCUUCAGGAGUAUUUUCCCCUCAUUGUCUGCGCCAAGUAUAAGUAUACUGCAGAACGGCCUACUCGAGUGUUCUAUUCAAGGUAAUAGUGUCUCCCGGGAUCUGGAUCUUUGGGAAACAUUCGUUAAUGGGCUAGAGUUAACCGUUAGAGGACAAACAAUAAAGAGGAAGUUAUUCACCAAGGGCAAUGAAGAGUACCAAAGAGUCAAGAGAAUGAUUCAGAAUGACAAGCUGGAAAGGAAGUACGUAUUUCAAAACGCCAAUGACCCUCAGAGGACACAACAGAGAUGGAAGCAGCUUAUGGUCAUGGAUAAUGUUAGCUACAAGAGUCAGAGGGUUUUCCUCGCACAGAAUUAUUGUACCCUGCAGUUGAAGCUGCCCAAUGGCUACACCAUAUCAAACACUUUUCCUCCUCAAACGAAGCUGCACAAAGUGAGAAUGUGGUUGGACUACAAUUGCUACGACGAUGGUACUCCGUACCUUUUCCACAGGAACGUGCCAAGAGUGACCCUUACGCAAGACGACGAGUUGAAAAGUCUCCAAGAACUAGACCUACUGCCCAGAUCGACCCUUAUUUUGGAGCCGCUGGAAGCCCAUAAUAAUUACUUUGACGACAUGGAACAAUCAUCUAUAUUAUACAAAGUCUAUUCCGGGUUAACUUCGUUUUGGGCAAAAGGACCGGAAGCAGGCCCUUCCUCCUCUCAUCUAGGCUACCAGAGAUUAGGCACAAACGUCUCGAACAGGACAAGCUACAGCAUACAGAAAAUAUCGAGUUUAGAGAUUGUGUCUGACGGAAACGAUUCGAUGGCCCCUUCAGCGUAUACCACUCCAAGAAUGUACCCUUCUGGUGGAACUACUCAAGUGCGACAGAACAUAUCUGAAUUAAAUCUAUCUUCCAAUAAUUCUGCAUCUAACACCAAAGUCCGUACAUUAGGCUAUUCUAGUAAAAGUAGUAAGAGUAAUAAUAGCAAUAGUGGCAGUAAUUGA
This is a messenger RNA of Saccharomyces eubayanus, 1191 nucleotides long. RefSeq names its product Ubx6p (gene UBX6). The record is from RefSeq and is a predicted model, not a curated record. Lineage: Eukaryota; Fungi; Ascomycota; Saccharomycetes; Saccharomycetales; Saccharomycetaceae. The transcript has a single exon. Bases 1 to 1191 code for a protein of 396 amino acids. Gene Ontology annotation, molecular function: protein binding.